Messenger RNA from Orcinus orca (killer whale), 2583 nucleotides. RefSeq names its product high mobility group nucleosome-binding domain-containing protein 3-like. Gene Ontology annotation, molecular function: nucleosomal DNA binding. NCBI's taxonomy places the organism in Eukaryota, Metazoa, Chordata, Mammalia, Artiodactyla, Delphinidae. The coding region runs from base 1 to 276 and encodes 91 amino acids. The transcript has a single exon. Gene Ontology annotation, biological process: chromatin organization. The record is from RefSeq and is a predicted model, not a curated record. Gene Ontology annotation, cellular component: chromatin; nucleus.
AUGCCGAAGAGAAAGUCUCCAGAGAAUCCAGAGGGCAAGGAUGGAUCCAAAGUAACUAAACAGGAGCCCACCAGAUGGUCUGCCAGGCUGUCAGCGAAAGCUGCUGCCCCCAAACCUGAACCUAAACCAAGAAAAACAUCUGCUAAGGCCCUUAUCCUGUGCAUAGAUCCUCACAUGAGCCCUACUGAGAAAGAACUGGCAACAAAGGUUAAAAAAGGUGCUAAAGGGAAGAAGGAGGAAAAGCAAGAAGCUGGAAAGGAAGGCACAGAAAACUGAAUCUGUAAACGAAAGAGAAUGAUUUGUCAUGAAAAUUGGGGUUGAUUUUAUGUACCUCUUUGGACAACUUUUAAAAGCUAUUUUUACCGAGUAUUUUGUAAAUGCUAAUUUUUUAGGACUCUACUAGUUGGCAUACAAAAAUAUAUAAGGAUGGACAUUUUACCUUCUCAUAGUCAUGAUUUUUUGAGAUUCCCAUCAUCCUUGAGUAAAAUAAAUACCAAUUUAGUAUAGGAAGCUGUCUGUAAAAUUGAUUCACCAUUCCAUGCACUUGCUUUAAAAAUUUAGUCCUGUGCAUACUGUGGUGUUUUUACUGUGUAUUUGAAUUUUUUCAUGCAGUUCUUCUAGAGCAAUAAUCAGUGGUGCUUUUGUACCUAGGUUUUAUGUGAUUUUAAUGAAACAUGGAUAGUUGUGGCCACCUGCUGACUAUUUGUGGUUUAAAAUAAAAGGUUUUCCUGUCUGCAAAAAAAAAGUAAAUAAAAUAAAAUAAAAUCAGUUUGUCUAAGUAAAAUAAAUUAGAAUAAGUAUACAAUAAUGGCUGACAUAUAAGAGGUUACUUAUAUGCUUUUCAAAGAUUAUCUCAUUUAAUUCUCAGAACAACUCUUUUAAAUGGUACUUUAUUAGUGCCCAUUCUUGAAGAUGAAGAAAUUGAUGGACAGAGAGGUUAAAUAAUUUAUUCAAAGUUACAUAUUCAGGGAGAAUUAGAGUUACGAUUUCAAACCAAGUGGUUUGACUCCAUAUUCAGGGAGAAUUAGAGUUAUGAUUUCAAACCAAGUGGUUUGAUUCCAGUGCCUAUGAACCUAACCCUAGGAUAAAAUGCUCCAAACUUUAUUUUCCCCCAGUUCACGAAUUCAACAGUAUUUAUUCAGCACCUAAUGAUGUUCCAGAUAUUGUUCUGGUGCUGGGGCAAUAGCAGUAGACAAAACAAGUUUCCUGCAUUCAUGGAGUUGACGUUCAAAUGGGAGGAAAUAACCAAAACAUGGAUCCUUAACAUGUUAGGUGGUACAGAAUGCUACAAAGAAAAUAUAAAGUAUGGCUGGGGGUAGAGAGUGAGUUUGUCAGACAGGUCUUAGCAACUUUAAAAACACUAAAACAGCAGUUUUCUUCACUACCUAAAGUGUAAGAGCAGUUUGGGCUAUAAACUAUACAAUAUGGAGGAAGUCCCAAAUUAUAGUUUUCAUUAUUUAAUGACCCAUUAUACAUUGCAUUAGAUAUCAUUAUGUUCAAUCAGUCAUGCAUUCAUUGAUUCAAUGACGGUAUACAUACAAAAUAGAAAUAUAGUGUUGAGUGAGACAAGUCCUCAGGCCUACGGAUUUUACAGUCCAGUAUUUUACCCAGCUACAUGAUAAUGUAAAUAAUGUUUGUUCCUAUUUAAGUAUCCCUUAAACAUUAUAGAUCUACUAAAGAAAAUUAAGCACAAAUCUCUUUUGAAAAUUAAUUUGGCCAAGUAAAAUGAAUAGGAAUAUGUAGAUAAUGGCUAACAUUUGAGGGCUUGCUAUUUGCUAAAAAUUGUUGUAUGUAUUUUGCAUGUUUUAUGUGUAUCUUAUUUUGUUCUCAUGGCAAUCUAAGAGACAGUCACUUUUAUUAUCUUACGUUACAGAGAAGGAAACUGUGGGUAAAGAAAUUAAAUAUCUUUCCCAAGGUCACACAAUUGGCAGUAGAGCCUGGAUUUGAACCUGAGUUCUUCUGAACUUAUAUUUUUAAUUGUUAUGAUGAUGAUCGAAGCUCAAAGUAUGGUCUCCACAUUAGAAUCAUCAGAGUUUCUUGUUAAAAAAGCAGAUUCUCAAGCCUCAUCUCAGACCUACUGAUCCAGACUGAGUGGAGUCCAGUGAAAUUCAGGGGUUACUUACUUUGUUUGAGAAUCACUGAAAUGUGCUAAGCUACCUCUCUUCUCGCUGAUGGAAACCAUCUCCUAUUAUGUAAAUGUAAAGUAACAUUUCUAUUGCAAACCUGUAGUGGUAACACAGUCUGGAAGAUAAUUUCCCAAGGAAUAUACUAUUGAUGAGACUGUAACAAGGAUGUGGGGUACUGGAUUGAUGUGUUAAUUGGAGUUGGGGAAGGCUUGUGGUUCAUUGGUUUCAGAGGAUCUCCAGAAUUUCUGAUCUGAAUUAACUCCCUUAAUUUAAUAAAAAUUUUUUUUUGUGUGUAGGGAGUACAUGCCCCACUGGGCUUCUAGGCUACCUGGCUGCUAGCUAGAGAAAUUAGGUCCUAUGUUGUACUUGACAACAUUAAAAUUGUUUUAAUCAUUUUUACUGAGCACAGGAAAUGUUUUAAAUUCAAAACUUUACAGAAAAUAAAUUUUAGUGAUUA